CAUCCAGUAAUGACGUGAACAAAUUAUUAGAAGGAACUCAGUUGUGUUCGAUCCAGUUUUAACUAUUAGUUUCCCAAUUUUCGCUAAAAAAUGGCUCCGAAACCUCGGUCGGACGCGCCCGUUGCACACAGAAAACGCAGACGGGGGAUUGCUAAGAAGUCAGAGCAACAAUCAACAGAUUCCAUCGAUUUAGUUGCCCUUCAGCAUACAGUUUCUCAACUGCAAACGCAACUGGCUGCUUUAGCAGUCCAGCAACCCCAACCGCCCGCCCCCACUGGUUCUCCACCUUCACUUACCACUCCACCGCUGAUUGACCUUUCCGUUUCGGAGCCUAGUAUGUCACUUAAACCACCGUCUAACUUGUGUUUACCCACACUUGAUAAUCCUACAUUAAAGUUACUGUCCGAUCGGCAUGGCUUCGUCAAUUUGCAUAAACUUCUACCGAUUAACAGAGGAGUCGAAUCAGUUUCCGAUCAGCCCUCGUAUGUGCCUGAUAACGACGGCAAAUUAAUUCCCACUGCUGCUGUGUCUAACCGCCGGAAGAUCGACUCCUUUAACUCAUGGCUGGAUGCCUUUUUACUUUUUGCUCGUUACCGCGUUUAUUUUCAUCCCGGUCUGGCUCUGGCGCUGUUUGCAUACAUCGACAUUAUCCGUGGUUUAUCACUAUCUCGUCCUCUGUUAAUCUGGCUGGAAUAUGAUCGAAGGUUUCGUGAUAAGAUGAGUAACCGUGACAUUUCUGACAACGCGUGGUUCAUCGAAGAUUCUUCUGUUAUUGCCGAGGUCAUGCGCACUAUCCCAUUGAACUCCACGGGUCCUCCUUUACAAAAAGAUAUCCGAUCGCCACCGCCGUCGGUUUCAGCGAAGCCACCAUAUGGCUGCUAUCUGUGCCGUAGCCCUGAUCACUACGCGAACUGGUGCCCCCAGCGUCGUAACCCGUCUGAAGCAUCUACUUCCGCUCAGCGUCCCGCUCCCGUUCCCAUCACCCAGCCACGUGACCAGAGCGCUACACAACGUGUGAAUCAGCCCUUUCGUCCACCCCGCGUUGCAGUCUGCCGGGACUACAACGCGGGACGAUGCUCCAACCCGUGCCCCGGUCGUCGUCUGCACAUCUGCGACGAAUGCUUCGACGCUUCCCAUACCCGACCUUUCCACUCAUCUUCAACCUCGUCUACCAACUAA
Messenger RNA from Paramacrobiotus metropolitanus, 1179 nucleotides. RefSeq lists its product as uncharacterized. The transcript has a single exon. NCBI's taxonomy places the organism in Eukaryota, Metazoa, Tardigrada, Eutardigrada, Parachela, Macrobiotidae. The record is from RefSeq and is a predicted model, not a curated record. Bases 91 to 1179 code for a protein of 362 amino acids.